AUGGCUCUGUCCUUGACGUGCAAGACUUGCAAGCGGAAGCCGAGAAACAAGCUGCAGCCCUGCGCCGCGGGCUCGAGCCCAAAGCCACGGUUCGGCAACAACAAACUCACGUUUGCCAAGUAUGUGCUCGACUACGUGUCAGCAGCACAAUGUUCAACCUUCUCGCUCGAAGCCAGCAGCGGCUACCAGCUGCUUCUCCUUUGCCCAGAUGAUGUGCUGUCCGCUGCAUGGCCAAACAGCAGCUCCAACAUUUGGAAAACUGCAUCUCUGAUCUUCAGGAUCCUCGUGGCCGCCUCAGGGCGGCUGGGCCGGCUGCGGGUAUUGAGGGCCUGCUUGGCUGGGGCAGCCUUCGCCAGCAUGCUGAUCGCCUUCUCGAACUCGAUUCCUGGAAUCCUGAUCGGCCGAUUCAUGGCAGGUGCAUUCGCAGCUUCAGUGCCGGUGGCGCAGGCAGCUGUCACGGACCUAGUUCCUGGGGCAGAGGCCGCGACGGCGCUUAGCCGAGUGGCCGCAGCCUCGCAGCUGGGUGUGGUGGUGGGCCCGGUGGCUUCCGCGGCCGCGGCUGGCUUCCUUACCAAGGCCUUUGGCCUGCCUCCACGGCUUGGUGUGCGCGUGGCCUUCGCGGCCGCCAGCCUUGCUUCCCUCACUGUGCUGGCAGUGUCGGCUGUGGUAGGAGGAGCUGGGGACAGUGAGCCUACAGCGGUCAAGAGUGCGGCGAAGGCAACCGAAGUCCUCACGACGUCUGCGCCGAGCGCAGUGGGCCGCUUCGCUCAGCCGCUUCUUCGCCUUGUAGCGCUGACUGUGGGCUGGUCGCUCACGCUCAGUGUGAGUACCUACUGCCUCUUCGCACACCGCUGCCUAGGCUAUGGCCAAUCCAGACUGAGUACAACAUUCUCCGUCGGUGCCGCGACCACCGUCCUGACACAAAUUGCCAUAUUUCCACGGGUCGUUGGAUGUCUUGGAGCCAACAUGGCCUGCGCUCUGGGCCUCCUGGGGGUCUCUGUGGGUCUUUGCGGCUUCUCCUUGAUCUGGCGCCAGCCAGUUCACACAGCGCUGUACCUGCUGGUGCGCCUGGGAAGCGGCAUCGCUGACACAUCCACUGCCACCCUCGUCGCUGUGGAUUCGAAGACCUCGGAGGAGCGGGCUCGAAAUCUCAGCCUCAUCACCUCCACCAGGGCAGCUGCCCGCAUAGUCACGCCCAUGCUGUCAGCCGACCUCUUCGAGGUUAGCGCCUCCCACAAGAGGGCACCGGGAGCGCUGCCCUAUCUGGUGUUCUUGCCUCAGUCUAAGCAGAUAUUUGUGCUCUUCCGAAACAACAAUGUCUUCUACGAAGCCCUUGCCUGGGAGUUAAAGGACGUGGAGCGCGCCCUUCGCUCUGAGCUACAGGACUUCAAGAAUGUUCACAUUGAUCUCGAACCUUGGUGA
Molecule: messenger RNA, 1422 nt
Organism: Symbiodinium natans
Lineage: Eukaryota; Dinophyceae; Suessiales; Symbiodiniaceae
Source: the annotation of a GenBank genome assembly